Messenger RNA from Neltuma alba, 2944 nucleotides. Its product is annotated as probable methionine--tRNA ligase. Gene Ontology annotation, biological process: methionyl-tRNA aminoacylation. Lineage: Eukaryota; Viridiplantae; Streptophyta; Magnoliopsida; Fabales; Fabaceae. The coding region runs from base 211 to 2616 and encodes 801 amino acids. Gene Ontology annotation, cellular component: cytosol; aminoacyl-tRNA synthetase multienzyme complex. Gene Ontology annotation, molecular function: methionine-tRNA ligase activity; ATP binding; tRNA binding. The record is from RefSeq and is a predicted model, not a curated record. The transcript has 17 exons.
CAGUUCCUUUUGAGUUUUGCUUCUGUCUACUGAAACUUAAAUCUCAGUUUGAUCAGAACCAUUUAACCCACCAAUCCUUUUAUCUAAUCAUCGUGUGGCAAUACAUAUAAGCUUACUAUAACCCUCUCUGAGUAUUUCAGCCGACGACGCUGUGGGAUAAUCUGACCUGACCCGUCUUAUCUGCGAGUAAAGCUUUGAACGGGAAGCCUCAUGGACAAUCCGGAAACGCGGAAGCUUCCUAUUCCGGGCAAGCGCAACAUCCUCAUUACCAGUGCCUUGCCUUACGUCAACAAUGUUCCUCAUCUGGGCAAUAUCAUUGGAUCCGUGUUGAGUGCGGAUGUCUUUGCUCGAUAUUGUCGAAUUCGGGGUUACAAUGCCAUUUACAUCUGUGGGACUGAUGAGUAUGGAACAGCAACAGAGACUAAAGCCAUGGAAGAGAAAUGCUCCCCUAAAGAGAUUUGUGACAAAUAUCAUGCUAUUCAUAAGGAGGUCUACGAUUGGUUCAAUAUAAGUUUUGAUGAAUUUGGAAGGACAUCAGCGCCCCAGCAAACUGAAGUUUGCCAAGCAAUCUUUAAGAGGCUGUGGGAUAAUAACUGGCUCUCAGAGAACACAAUGCAGCAGCUUUAUUGUGACACAUGCCAAAGAUUCUUAGCUGACCGGCUUGUGGAAGGUACUUGCCCAACUCCAGGAUGUGAGUAUGAUUCUGCACGAGGUGAUCAGUGUGAGAAGUGUGGGAAGCUUUUGAAUCCAACUGAGUUGAAAAGCCCCAGGUGCAAGGUUUGUCAAACUGCUCCGCACAUUCGUGAUACAAACCACUUGUUUCUUGAACUUCCUCUGUUGAAGGAUAAAUUGGAAAAAUACAUAAAUGAGAUGUCAGUGGUGGGGUUGUGGAGCCAGAAUGCUGUCCAGACAACACAUUCAUGGCUUAGAGAAGGAUUGAAGCCACGAUGUAUAACCAGAGACCUGAAGUGGGGAGUUCCAGUUCCCCAUGAGAAAUACAGUGACAAGGUUUUCUAUGUAUGGUUUGAUGCACCAAUUGGAUAUGUCUCAAUCACUUCAUGUUACACGUCUGAUUGGGAGAAAUGGUGGAAGAACCCAGAGAAUGUGGAGCUGUAUCAGUUUAUGGGUAAAGACAAUGUGCCAUUUCACACUGUGAUGUUCCCCUCUACUCUGCUUGGAACUGGUGAAAAUUGGACUCUAAUGAAGACUAUUAGUGUUACUGAAUACUUGAAUUACGAAGCAGGGAAGUUUUCUAAAAGCAAAGGCAUAGGUGUGUUUGGUAAUGAUGCUAAAGAUACUAACAUUCCAGCUGAAGUUUGGAGGUAUUACUUGCUAACCAAUAGGCCUGAGGUAUCAGAUACGUUAUUUACGUGGUCUGAUUUGCAAGCAAAACUAAACAGUGAGUUGCUGAGCAAUCUGGGCAACUUCAUCAACCGAGUUUUGAGUUUCGUUGCUAAGCCUCCAGGUCAAGGAUAUGGUUCCGUUAUCCCCAGCAUUCCUGCUGAUUUAAGGGCUGACUCCCAUGAACCAACAAAAAAAUUGGCCGAUAAAGUUGCUGCUUAUGUGGAGCAAUAUAUAGAAGCAAUGGAGAAGGUUAAACUAAAGCAAGGGUUGAAACUUGCGAUGAGCAUAUCCGGUGAGGGUAAUGGGUACUUGCAGGAAACUGAAUUCUGGCGUCUUUACAAGGAAAACCAAUCUCUUUGCUCCCUAGUUAUGAAGACUGCAGUUGGGGUUGUAUAUCUUCUUGCAUGUUUAUUGGAACCUUUUAUGCCAUCUUUCACUCUUGAGGUAUUUAAGCAGCUAAAUUUGCCUCCUGUGGUCCAUGAUUCCCUUUGUGAUGAAAAAGGGGACGUUGAUAGGGUGAAAAGACCUUGGGAGAUCAUAAGCCAUGGUCAUAAAAUCGGGACACCUCAGCCUUUAUUCAAGGAGCUGAAAGAUGAAGAAGUGGAAUUCUUCAGGACGAAGUUUGCUGGAAGUCAGGCUGAUAGGAUUGAGCGUGCAGAGGCUGAGGCUGGAAAGCUUGCUGAUCAACUAAAGAAAACUAAAGUUUCAGAGGGAAGUGGAAAGAAAAACCAAUCAACUAAAUCUUCAAAGGAAGGCAAAAACAAGGCUUCUGCUGAACCAGAAAUUACCAUAACAAGGCUUGACAUUCGUGUUGGCCUCAUACAAAAUGCUAGAAAACAUCCUGAUGCAGACUCCCUAUAUGUUGAAGAGAUUGAUGUGGGUGAAGAGCAAACCAGAACUGUUGUCAGUGGGCUUGUCAAGUAUAUACCACUUGAUGAAAUGCAGAAUCGGAAGGUGUGUGUCCUCUGCAACUUAAAGCCAGCAACCAUGCGGGGCAUUAAAUCACAAGCAAUGGUUCUUGCUGCUUCCAAUGAUACCAAUGUUGAACUGGUUGAGCCACCUAGCUCUGCUAAUGUAGGAGAGAGAGUGACGUUCCCCGGACACGAGGGUGUUCCUGAUGAACUCUUGAACCCGAAGAAGAAGGUAUGGGAAACAUUGCAGGUGGAUCUGCACACCAAUGAGGAGUUAAUUGCAUGCUAUAAAGAUGUUCCACUCACCACAUCGGCAGGCGUUUGCAAGGUUUCAUCCAUUGGAAAUGGAAUAAUAAGGUAGACAAACAAUCAAGAAUUGGAGUGUCAGAACAAAGCAUCAGAAAAUGCCAAGAAAACCCAUAUGGAGUCUGGCUUACAAAUUUUUUUGACUUUUCUAUGUUUGGUUUUUAGGAUAAUUAAUUUAAUUGCAACUUCUACAUUUGUAGAUUCAGAAAAGAAUAACACGAUAUAGAUGUGUGGGGGAUUCUCAUUUUAUAUUUAUAACUUUUUGUCCUUAAAUUUUGUUUUAAAUGCACUAGAUCCACUUACUUAUAUGGAUGUAGAGAAUUUGGAUUGAUUAUUGAGUGAUACAACUCAGCUAGUGGUCUUUUGGUUUAGCGAGUUUUUAA